Penicillium diatomitis is the source of this 2745-nucleotide messenger RNA. RefSeq names its product coatomer subunit beta'. Gene Ontology annotation, molecular function: structural molecule activity; protein binding. Gene Ontology annotation, cellular component: COPI vesicle coat. Bases 1 to 2745 code for a protein of 914 amino acids. The record is from RefSeq and is a predicted model, not a curated record. Gene Ontology annotation, biological process: endoplasmic reticulum to Golgi vesicle-mediated transport; intra-Golgi vesicle-mediated transport; intracellular protein transport. Lineage: Eukaryota; Fungi; Ascomycota; Eurotiomycetes; Eurotiales; Aspergillaceae. The transcript has 6 exons.
AUGCGAUUAGACGUCAAGAGGCAGCUCUUUGCCCGCUCUGAGCGGGUCAAGGGAAUCGACUUCCACCCGACAGAACCAUGGAUCUUGACCACUCUCUACAGCGGUAAGUGCACGAAAAGGAAAAAUUCCUCUUCGGCCGCAGGACGAGACGAGCUAAACAUGCACAACAGGUCACGUCUACAUCUGGUCGUACGAAACACAGGUAAGCCUCCUCUACGCUGCCCAACCGACAAAGCGGAGACUUAUUUUCAUCAGUCCAUCAUCAAAACCUUCGAACUCACCGACGUUCCUGUCCGAGCUGGUCGAUUCAUUGCACGGAAGAAUUGGAUUGUCUGUGGUUCCGAUGAUUUCCAGCUCCGCGUCUACAAUUACAACACAUCCGAGAAGAUUACAUCCUUCGAAGCGCAUCCUGACUACAUUCGAUCGAUUGCUGUUCACCCGACACAACCGUAUGUGCUCACUGCAAGUGAUGAUAUGACCAUUCGUUUGUGGGAUUGGGAGAAGGGCUGGAAAUGUGUUCAAGUCUUCGAGGGUCAUGGUCACUACGUGAUGGGUAUGGCUAUUAACCCCAAGGAUACGAACACCUUCGCAACCGCUUGUUUGGAUCGGACUGUGAAGAUCUGGAAUCUCGGUUCCCCUCACGCAAACUUCACAUUGGAGGCACAUGAAACGAAAGGAGUGAACCACGUUGAUUACUACCCUGGCUCAGACAAGCCGUAUCUUCUGACCACCUCAGAUGAUAAGACAGUCAAGAUCUGGGAUUACACAACAAAGGCGCUUAUCGCAACUUUGGAAGGACACACAAGCAAUGUCUCUUUUGCUUGCUAUCACCCGGAGCUUCCCGUGAUCAUCUCCGGUUCAGAAGAUGGGACAGUCAAAAUUUGGCACGCCAACACAUAUCGUCUUGAGCAGUCACUGAGCUACGGGCUGGAGCGAGCAUGGUGUGUGUCUUACCAGCCGGGCCGACAGGGGAUCGCAAUGGGCUUCGAUGAUGGUGCUGUCGUUGUCAAGAUGGGACGGGAAGAACCUGCUGUCUCCAUGGACGGAUCAGGAAAGGUCAUCUAUGCCAGGCAUAGUGAAGUUGUGUCAACCGUCAUCAAAGGAGAUGUCAGCUUGAAGGACGGUGAGACGGUUAUGCUCCCAACGAAGGAUCUAGGGCAAUGCGAGAUCUACCCCCAAACGCUUUCCCACAAUCCCAAUGGUCGCUUCGUGUCAGUCUGCGGAGACGGUGAAUACAUCAUCUACACUGCUCUUGCCUGGCGUAACAAGGCUUUCGGUUCUGCUCUCGACUUUGCCUGGGGGUCCAAGGACAACAGUAACGAUUACGCUAUCCGCGAGUCAGCUACGAGUGUGAAGGUUUUCAAGAACUUCAAGGAACAACCAGGUGGUCUUGACGUGGGAUUCCAAGCUGAGGGUCUCAGUGACGGUGUUUUGCUUGGGGUCAAGGGGCAAGGGGGUAUUGGUCUUUUCGACUGGGAGACCGGAAGCUUGGUCCGCCGAAUUGAAGCUGAUCCCAAAUCUGUCCACUGGUCCGAGUCCGGCGAAUUGGUCACUCUCGCUUGUGAGGAUGCCUUCUACGUCCUUCGCUACUCUCGUGAAGCCUACAUUGAAGGUGUGAACAAUGGCGAGGCCGACGAAGACGGUGUGGAGGCUGCCAUGGAGCUCGUAGCUACCAUCAGUGAGACAGUCCGUACUGGCGAGUGGGUUGGUGACUGCUUCAUCUACACCAACUCCGCAAACCGCCUCAACUACCUCGUUGGAGACCAAACCUACACGAUCUCCCACUUUGAUCAGCCCAUGUACGUUCUGGGCUAUCUGCCUCGUGAUGGUCGGAUUUACCUGGCCGAUAAGGACGUUAAUGUCGUCUCUUUCGCUCUUUCCCUCGCGGUCCUUCAAUAUGAGACACUCAUCCUUCGAGGCGAGUCAGAGGCCGCGGAAGAGGUGCUUCGAGAUGUCCCCGAGGAUCAAAUGAACAAGAUUGCGCGCUUCCUGGAGGGACAAGGAUACAAGGAGCAAGCUCUUCAAGUCGCGACAGAUCCCGAGCACCGAUUCGACUUGGCCCUCUCUUUGAAUGAUCUGCAGACUGCUCUGGAAAUCGCUCGUGCUGCUAACGUCGAGCACAAGUGGAAGGCCGUUGGCGACGCUGCGAUGACCAGCUGGAAUCUGUCCUUAGCGCAGGAAUGCUUCUCUCAAGCCAAGGACGUUGGCUCGUUGCUGCUAUUGCUUACGGCUUCCAAUGACCGAACAGGUCUCCGUGCUCUUGCCGCCCAGGCUUCCGAGUCUGGUCUUCACAAUGUUGCGUUUUCCACGCUUUGGUCUUUGGGUGACGUCGAUGCUUGCAUUGAUCUCCUUGUGAAGACUGACCGCCUUGCCGAAGCUGUGCUUUUCGCACAGACCUACAAGCCCUCGCGCGCCCCCGCUCUUGUUGUGCAAUGGAAGACCUCCCUGGAGGGAAGUGGCAAGACCAAGGUUGCCCGCCUGAUCGGCGUUCCCCCCGGUGCUCCUGACAUCAUCUCAACUGACGAUGACCUCUUCCCUGAGUGGGACGAGUUUAUUCGCCUCGAGAAGGAGGGGGCCGUUCCCGAGCAACCUUCUUCCGAGUCCUUAAUCGACAUUACCGGUGAAGACGAGACGGAGAUCGCCGCGAACGGUGCUCCCAAGGAGGAAGAAGACGAAGAAACCGACCCCGAACCCAAAGCCGACGCCGACGCCAAGGUUGACAGUGAAGGCGAGGAUGAUGAGUAA